Nymphaea colorata (pocket water lily) is the source of this 3363-nucleotide messenger RNA. RefSeq names its product alanine--tRNA ligase. NCBI's taxonomy places the organism in Eukaryota, Viridiplantae, Streptophyta, Magnoliopsida, Nymphaeales, Nymphaeaceae. Gene Ontology annotation, cellular component: mitochondrion; cytoplasm; chloroplast. The record is from RefSeq and is a predicted model, not a curated record. The transcript is spliced from 23 exons. Gene Ontology annotation, molecular function: amino acid binding; aminoacyl-tRNA deacylase activity; nucleic acid binding. The coding region runs from base 82 to 3090 and encodes 1002 amino acids. Gene Ontology annotation, biological process: alanyl-tRNA aminoacylation; tRNA modification.
AGUGGCGCCUAACGAACGCGAUCCCGGGAACGGGAUGCGGGUAUAAAGUGGACCGCUCAGGAGAGGAAACCCUGGCCUUUCAUGCUAUUGCUAGUAGGGCGGCCACUCUCCUUCUUCCGACGCCACGCCGAGACAGCAGCUAGGGCUUGCUCUAGUGUUUUGUGGAGCACCAGACGGGGCGUCGCCUCCUCUCCGUCGUUGCCCGUCAUGCCUGGAUUCGAUCCCUCUGAAUCUGACGCUACUCCCGUGGAAUGGCACUCCAAGAGGGUCAGGGAUACGUUCAUCCGGUUCUUCGAGGACAAGAGCCACGUCAAUUGGAAGUCGAGCCCCGUCGUACCUGUCGACGACCCUACCUUGCUCUUUGCUAACGCAGGCAUGAACCAAUACAAACCAAUCUUUCUUGGAACUGUUCAUCCUAACAGUCCAUUGAGUAAACUAACCCGUGCCUGCAACACUCAGAAAUGCAUUCGUGCUGGUGGGAAACACAAUGACCUUGAUGACGUGGGUAAAGAUACGUAUCAUCACACAUUCUUUGAGAUGCUUGGAAAUUGGUCUUUUGGAGAUUAUUUCAAGAAAGAAGCCAUUGCAUGGGCGAUGGAACUUCUUACUGAGGUAUAUCGUCUACCCAAAGAUCGAAUUUAUGCCACUUAUUUUGGAGGUGAUGAGAAGCUGGGCCUUGCUGCAGAUAAUGAAGCACGUGAUAUAUGGCUAACCUUUUUGCCGCCUGGGCAUGUUUUGCCUUUUGGUUGUAAGGACAACUUCUGGGAAAUGGGCGACACAGGCCCUUGUGGACCCUGCACGGAAAUACAUUUUGACAGAGUUGGUAACCGCGAUGCUGCCUCUUUGGUCAACAAUGACGAUCCUACUUGCAUUGAGAUAUGGAACCUUGUUUUUAUUCAGUUCAACAGGGAAAAUGAUGGUUCUUUAAGGCCUUUACCUGCAAAACAUGUUGACACAGGGAUGGGUUUUGAACGCCUUACAUCAAUCCUCCAGAACAAAAUGAGCAAUUAUGACACCGAUGUGUUUUCACCAAUUUUUGAUGCUAUACAGAAGGUGACUGGUGCUCAACCAUACUCUGGGAAAGUUGGAUUAGAUGAUGUGGAUAAAGUAGAUAUGGCUUAUAGAGUUGUUGCUGACCACAUAAGAACACUAUCAUUUGCAAUCGCUGAUGGCUCUCGCCCUGGUAAUGAGGGUAGAGAAUAUGUUCUAAGGCGUAUUCUUCGUCGUGCUGUUCGAUAUGGUAAAGAAGUGCUGAAAGCUGAGCAAGGUUUCUUCAGUGGGCUUGCAAGUGUUGUUGUGAGAGUUAUGGGAGAAGCCUUUCCAGAGCUGAAGCAACAUGAGUCAAAUAUCAUGACCAUCAUCGCUGAGGAAGAAGCAAGUUUUGGGAAGACAUUAGACAAGGGGAUUGAGAAGUUUAAAAAGACUGUUAGCGAAAUCAACGGAAAGAUGUUAAGUGGACAGGAUGCUUUUGUUUUGUGGUCCACAUAUGGAUUUCCCUUGGAUCUGACCCAGUUGAUGGCAGAAGAAAAAGGACUAAAUGUGGAUCUUGAAGGCUUUCAUGUUGCCAUGGAGGAAGACAGGAGAAAGGCCCGAGAUGCACGCAACAAAGUUGUUGGUGAUGCAAUUGUAAUGGAUGCUGAUGCUACCUCUGAAUUGUAUAAGAGAGGGGUUGCUCCAACGGAUGAUAACAGCAAAUUUAUUUGGCAUCAGACCCAUGAGAGUACAAUCAAAGCAAUCUAUGAUGGCAGAACAUUUUUAGAGAGCAUUCCAGCUGGUACUGAAGUUGGUGUUAUUCUUGAGAGCACCAGCUUCUAUGCUGAACAAGGUGGCCAGAUAUACGACACUGGAUGUCUGAAUGGCCCAUCUUGUUCUUUCCAAGUUAGCAAUGUCCAAAUCUAUGGAGGUUUUGUUCUUCAUAUUGGUCUAAUUGUUGAGGAGUCAGGUUCAUUCUCUGUAGGUGAUAAAGUCAACUGUAUGGUUGACUAUGAAAGACGUACACUUAUUGCCCCUAACCAUACAUGCACGCACAUGUUAAAUUUUGCUCUCAAGGCUGUACUUGGUGAUCAUGUUGAUCAAAAAGGAUCUAUUGUCCUACCUGAGAAACUGCGGUUUGACUUUUCCCAUGGUAAGCCAAUCUCUCCAGAAGAUUUGAGAAAAAUUGAGACCAUAGUUAAUGAACAAAUCAAGGAUGAGUUGGAUGUAUUUGCGAGUGAGACGAAACUUGCUGAUGCCAAACAAAUAGCUGGUCUACGAGCUGUCUUUGGGGAGGUAUAUCCUGAUCCAGUUCGGGUUGUAUCUAUUGGCCGUAAAUUAGAAGACAUACUACUUGACCCAGAGAACAAAGAAUGGCUAUCAAUUUCUACAGAACUUUGUGGUGGAACCCAUAUAUCAAAUACUCGAGAAGCAAAAGCAUUUGCUUUAUUGUCUGAGGAGGGAAUUGCCAAGGGUGUUCGAAGGGUAACUGCUGUUACAUCUGAAUGUGCCUUAAAGGCAAUGGAGAUGGCUCAAAGUCUUGAUCAAGAAAUAGAUAAUGUGGCCCAGGCUGAAGGAACAUUGCUAGAGAAGAAAGUGGCUGCCCUCAAGAGCCAGUUGGAUGCAGCAAGUAUUCCUGCUGCCAUGAAAGCAGACUUCAGAGCCAAGGUUUCCCAGUUGCAGGAUCGGAUCAGAAAGGCACAAAAACAAGUUGGUGAAGUAAACUUGCAAAAAGCUAUUGCAAGAGUCGCUGAAGUAGUGGAGGCCACUGCAUCAGAAGGAAAAUCCUUUUGUGUCAUCCGUGUUGAUGUAGGCUUGGAUACAGUUGCCGUCCGUGAGGCAGUCUUGAAUGCCUUGGAGAAAAAGAAGGGUAUAUCAAUUAUGGCAUUUAGCACGGAUGAAGUUUCUAAUAAGGCUGUGGUAUAUGCUGGAGUGCCUCAAUGUGAAGAAACAAAAGGUCUUGCCGUGCUGGAGUGGCUGAAGGCAGCACUGGAGCCCCUUCAAGGAAGGGGUGGAGGUGGCAAAGGUGGACUUGCACAAGGCCAGGGAACUAACGCAUCACGCAUCGAAGAGGCUAUGGAUAUUGCAACAAGAUUUGCGUCAAUGAAGCUAAGAUGAGGGUGAAGGGAAAGCAACAUAUGAUGAUAAUUCAGUUAAGACAUCCACUAAAGAUAUCCAUUAAAUUGUGGCACGGUGGAGAUUCUGUCCUGCAUUGAUUCUUUAUUAUUCGAAAUGGGAUAUCUGAAGUCUUCUGUUCAUGUAUGUCUGUACCAACAUUACUGGGAUAUCGGAAGUCGUCUGUUCAUGUAUGUCUGUACCAACAUUACUGUUCCGUUCUUUAAAUUAAUGAAAAGCAUUAUUGGUUGGCCUACUGAAAACUGAGGCUUAUGA